AUAAUCCCAUUUCAGCAUGGGGAAAAAAAAAGUUGGGUGGAAUGAUGGAGAAGUGAAGAGAAGAGUUGAGAAACAUUUAUACGAUAAUAAAUAGAGUCCACCCAUCGUCCAAACCCUCAUUAUGUUGGUUUAUAGGCCAACUGUGUGGGAUAAUUGUAAAGUCGGAAUUAGCACUACUCUAGUUGAGUUUCGCACAAUGUCAUGGAUUUCUACGGCAAGAGAACCCUCCUCAGCCUAAUGGACACCGAAAAGCCAGAAUCACCCAUUCACCUCCGUCACAGAGAGAUAAACGAACAAGACGUGGAGUUCAGCCCCCCAAGACCCUCAACCUCCGACACCAAUGGCGUCUUCCCCAUGAUGCCAGAUUCACCAUGGACACUCUCCCCUCUCCCAAACCCUUCACCCUCCUUACUCUACCACUGCAUCGCCUCCCUCCACCGCCACGAGGGCAACAUCUACGCCAUCGCCGCCUCCAAGGGCUUGGUCUUCACCGGCUCCAACAGCACCAGAAUCCGCGUCUGGAAGCAGCCAGAUUGCAUGGACAGAGGCUACCUCAAAGCCAGUUCAGGCGAAGUCAGAGCCAUCUUGGCCUACAGCAACAUGCUCUUCUCCACCCACAAGGACCACAACAUAAGAAUCUGGACCUUCACCGUCUCUGAUAACUUCAAGUCCAAGAAACUCGCCACCCUCCCUCGGAAAACCUCGCUCCUAGCAUUCCCCACAAGAGGUAGAAGAAACACGCCAAAGCACAAAGACUCCGUCUCCUGCAUGGCUUACUACCACUCCGAAGGCCUCUUGUACACCGGCUCCCACGACCGAACCGUGAAGGCGUGGCGCGUCUCCGACAAAAAAUGCGUUGACUCCUUCGUGGCGCACGAGGACAACGUCAACGCCAUAUUGGUCAACCAAGACGACGGUUGCCUCUUCACCGGUUCCUCCGACGGGUCGGUGAAGAUAUGGAGAAGGGUCUACACGGAAGACUCGCACACGCUAACCAUGACGCUGAAAUUCCAACCCUCGCCCGUGAACGCUCUUGCAUUGAGCUCCUCCUUCAACCACUGCUUCCUCUACUCGGGGUCCUCCGACGGGAUGAUAAACUUCUGGGAGAAGGAGCGGUUGUGCUACCGGUUCAACCAUGGAGGGUUCUUGCAGGGUCACCGCUUCGCGGUGCUGUGUUUGGGUACGGUGGGUAACAUGAUAUUCAGUGGGUCGGAGGACACGACGAUAAGGGUGUGGAGGAGGGAGGAGGGGAGCUGCUACCACGAGUGUUUGACGGUUUUGGAUGGCCACAGAGGGCCCGUGAGGUGUUUGGCGGCGUGUCUGGAGAUGGAAAAGGUAGUGGUGGGGUUUUUGGUGUAUAGUGCUAGUUUGGACCAGACAUUUAAGGUUUGGAGGAUUAAGGUUUUGCCGGAUGAGAAGAUGUGCGUCGACUACAGUAACACUACUGCUACUGAACCAUCGCACUGUCAGGCCAAGGUCAAGAUUAGAGACUACGAUAUGAGCCCCGUUUUGUCGCCUUCCUGGGUCGAGAAGAAGCUUCAAGGUAGCUUUUUUCAGUAGCUACCUACCUACCAAUAAUAUAUAAUCAAUAGUGCUGUAAACUAAUUAGUACAAUAAUCGUCAUUCAUUUAUUAAUAACUGCAUGUCUUCCCUACGCUCGAUCAAGGAGCUGUAGAAGGAUAACCACAAGCAACCAUGUCUCAUUUCUCUUCUACCUCUUCAUACUUGGAUAAAGGAAAUUAUACCCAUAUUUUUAUUUACU
Molecule: messenger RNA, 1762 nt
Organism: Cajanus cajan (pigeon pea)
Lineage: Eukaryota; Viridiplantae; Streptophyta; Magnoliopsida; Fabales; Fabaceae
Product: protein JINGUBANG
Molecular function (GO): protein binding
Source: RefSeq, a predicted model, not a curated record